UGCAUGGGCAGGCGGACUCUCAACCACUGCGCCACCAGGGAAGCCCAUCUUCACGUUUUUAUUUAAUGUUUUUCUUUUCUGGUGUUGAGAGCACUCAUUCAACAUCUGACCUUUCAGCCCAGGUGCAAGUCCACAGCAGUGUCAGCUCCAGGCCCUAUGUCGUAGAGUACACAUCGAGAAAUUGUCCACCUUGUCCCCAGCUCCUGGUGACUCAAGACUGGGAUUCGCAAGAGGAAGCGAAUGAUGAUCAACGAGGCUCAAAGAACUACUUCCUUGCCACAGUGGAGUACGGCUUACACGUUUUCAACCAGAGGAGCCAGGACAGCAAUGCCUACAAGGUGGUGCGCAUCCUGAGGUCGUGGAAGGAGCCAGUUGAUUUCGGCAUCGUGUUCUCCACGGAGCUGCAGCUGGGCCGAACCAGGUGUGGGAAAUUUGACGAAGACAUUGACAACUGUCCGUUUCAAGCAAGUCCAGACGUGAAUAAUGUAAGACACGUGACAGCGGCCCUCAGGUUACACGGCUGUGGACGCUGCCUCGGGGCAGGGGGUGUGGGGAGUGAUGACAAUGCCGUUCCAAGGGACACGGAGGGACAUUUGCAGGACGGAGCCCAGCCAGGCCGGACAACCCCGGUCACUUGUACGCCCCUGGCCUGUCUAGCCGCUGCACCGCAGGUCACACUGGGGUCAGGUUGCUCCUGCCCACUUGGGUCCGGGUCACCUGGGCCAGAGACGGGAAUGUCCCCUCCCUGGUGUUCACCCACCUCCCUUCCCUGCCUUCAGGAGAAGUGCGGGGGGUUAACAACAUCACCUUGGCCGAGUAGCCCCCUCUCGGGUCCCCCUGCCACUGACCCAGAGCCCGAGGGGUGGAAGCUGAGGAGCCCCACUGCCCUCCCUCCCAGGCCCUGCCCUGGUGAUAAGGCGGGUGAGCCCCGCCCCGGGACAAACCCAACUUGGAUCAGAGGCCCUGCUGGGACGCUGGGGGCAUGAGUCACACUGGGACAUCCUGGGGGCCGGGUCCCUGGAGACCACAGAGCUGGAGACGGGAGAAUGAUCCAGGUGCCUCUGGGGUCAGGAGAGAGUCCCAGGUCGGGAACAUCCAGGACUGAGGGCCAGAGCCUGCACCCCCAGCUGCCCACCCCAGGAAGGCAAGGUUGGGGGGAUGCUGGCUUUAGAGCUGGAGCCACUGCUUCCCAAGGCCCCUCCCCCGACUCUGUCCCUGUGCUUUGUCCCGCAGACCAUCACCUGCUUCUUUACAAUCAUCACUGACCCAUGGAGAACAAAGUUUCAACUCUUGAACAACACCUGCUCAGAGGACUCCACUGAGUGA
Molecule: messenger RNA, 1326 nt
Organism: Kogia breviceps (pygmy sperm whale)
Lineage: Eukaryota; Metazoa; Chordata; Mammalia; Artiodactyla; Physeteridae
Source: RefSeq, a predicted model, not a curated record